This is a messenger RNA of Medioppia subpectinata, 2084 nucleotides long. The record is from the annotation of a GenBank genome assembly. NCBI's taxonomy places the organism in Eukaryota, Metazoa, Arthropoda, Arachnida, Sarcoptiformes, Oppiidae.
CAAAUUCACGAUUUGUUUAUUGUUUUUGAUUUCAUUUUACACUUUAUUAUCGCUUUUCAGACAAAUUAUGUCCAAAAGUGUGUCCAACAAGUGGUCAGACGUUUGGAUCAAACCAUCGUUUGACACAUCAAUGGCUCCGAAGGCUAAGAAACGACAGUUUAGUGAAGACACGGCCGAAGACACGACCACUACUACACCCGACAGUCAGUCAGCGGAUCCGUUGGACUCAUUGGUGGCCAACGAUAGCAAAGAGUUGGCCAUCAGUUCCGCGAAAUGCAAACAAUUGAGUCAAUGGUUUAGCAAUCAUUUCAGACACGAUUCAAACGGAUCCAAGUUUUUGCUGCUCAACGGACCGACCGGAACAGGCAAAACCACAUCAUUGCAAGUAUUGGCCAAAGAGUUUUCGGUGGAAGUGAUUGAAUACAAGACUUACAGCCAAUGGUUUGACACCGUUUUGGACGAAGAGAUGAACGAAAGACGAGAAAAUGUGUUAAAACUUGAGAAUCAGAUCCAAGACUUCAAACACUUUAUCGACGUUUCGGUUCGAUAUGCCGGAAGUCGACUGUCUUUUGAUGACCAAACGGGAGCGCCAGUGACUUCGGCUCCAAACGGAUCUCGAAAUCGUCUUAUUCUGAUCGAAGAGUUUCCAAAUGCUUUUUAUUUAAAACCGGAAGCGCUUCACAAAGAACUUAGAUUUUAUAGCAAACAUUUUGGCCAUCGAUUGAUUCCAAUAGUGUUCAUCAUUUCGGAGACAACUAAUGGACACUCAGAUGAAUAUAAAUUACUGCCGAAAGCCCUGCAAAUGGAGCUCCAAAUGAGUGUCAUAUCUUUUAAACCAAUUACUGAUAAUUCUUUACAUAAAGUUAUUAAGAAAUUCACAGAUAAUAAGUUGUCGAGGAAUGAGAUGCAGAAACUGGUCGACAGUUCGUCCGGUGAUGUGAGGAAUGCCGUAAAUAAUAUACAAUUAGUUUACAGACAUUUAAAUACCGGUAAUAAUAAAUGUGAUAAAAAGAGUAGAAAAAUACCAAAAGUAGAUACAAUGGACUCCAUGUGUGACCAUAUAUUAAGGGAUCCGUCGCUGACCAUCACUCACGCCGUCGGAAAAGUUCUUUACGCCAAACGUCAGUCAGAUAUUCAGUCAAACCAGUCCUCAAAUGUGAGUACUAGUGAUGUUAGAGUGGAUUCUGACUACGAAUUGCCGCCACAUUUGAGUGCUUUUCGACGGAUACCACUCAUGGAUAGUCCCCAAAGUAUUGCCGAUAAGAUUGUUGUGUCGAGCGAUACGUUCAACGGAUGGCUGCAUCAGAAUUACGUCGACUUUUGCGAUAGUCUCGAAAGCGCCCAAAACUGUAUUCAAUGGUUGUCUCAAUCGGACGCCUUCUUCACCGGUGAACACCAUUUCAAUGAAAAGAGUGUCUUUGAGUCAUACCAGUCGUCGCUCGCCAUCGGAGGCCUUAUGUUUCACUUACCGGCGAGUAAUCGACAGAUGAGUGACGCGGAAGUGAUGUCUGACGGGCGGGAAAGGAGACCACCGAAGCGGACGUUCAAACCUUUCGAUAAACCGCAAACUCAAGCCGUCAAUCGUUGGGCGGAUUCAAUGAAACGUCAAAUCAGUGAAACGGUGUGUAAAUGCGAUCCGUUUUCACGCGUUAACAGUAUUGUCUUGGAUUUGAUGCCAUUCUUGUCACAAAUGCCACAACAUUUGCGUCUAAAAGACGAGUAUUUCAAAUACCUUUUGUCAAAAAUUGUGAGCUUUGAUGGCAAUUGUGAUGACAAGCAAUUCAAUGAACGCGAACUGUGUUUGGCUUUCUCUCACUCUUCAGUCAAUCGCGAGUCGGAAUCAACGAAUCAUACGAUUAUUAAAACACAAAUCACUGACAAAAAUGAAAACAAUUGUAAUUUUGACGCCAAUGACGAAGAAGACUAUACUAUAGAAGACUCUGAUUGCGAUUGAAUAUCGGAUUUAAAAGCAAUUUUAUUGACUUAUUAUACGGCUUUUAUUUUUAUUUACAGGACUUUUAUUAAAAUUUAUAAUAAUAUGAAUAAAAAAGAAAUAAAUUUAAUAAAAUUCUCCAUAAAAGCAA